GGACCCUGGGUAUUUUUCCGUGCUGCUGGAUGUGAAGCACUUCUCACCAGAGGAGAUCUCUGUCAAGGUGGUUGGCGGCCAUGUGGAGGUCCACGCUCGCCAUGAGGAGCGCCCGGAUGAACAUGGAUACAUUGCGCGAGAGUUCCACCGGCGCUACCUCCUGCCGCCUGGGGUGGACCCUGCUGCUGUGACCUCGGCACUGUCUCCUGAGGGUGUCCUAUCCAUCCAGGCCACACCUGCAUCGGCCCAGGCCCCACUGCCAUCACCACCUGCUGCCAAGUAGGGGUCCGGGCAUUACAGGACCGAACCUGGGAAGCCUUUUAGGCUCCCUUUUAAAAGCCUAUCUGACUCCGCUGCCCAGCCAGAUGUCCCAAUCGCUGUCAAGACAGUUCCUCCCAACCAAAUCUAGAUGUCACCCCAUAGGACCUUUCCACCCAAAACCCUACCUGUCUCACCUGAUUCCCCACGGUGACUCAUGGGAUAGCCCUCCUGACCCAGACUGCACGGGCCUUCCAUAUCAGAACAUUCUAGCCUGGGCCACCAGACUCUAGAUCCUGUCCUUGCAACCUAACAUUCUGACUUCAAAACUCCAGAAGCCCAAGUUCCUGGAUCCUGUUCUCAUCUCCCAAUCCUUGGAAGUCUAUUCCCAACCAACCAGGACCCCCAAACUCAAAUUGUACAGAUACCCCAACUUCCCCAGAUGUGCUAGGCCAAUGAACCAGAACCCUCAAGUUCCUUUGUCCUGGCUCCCCAUCUGCAGCCAGAUAUUCUAGGCAACCACCUCCACGUCAAUAUCUUCUAAGGUCCCAGCACUCAGGAGGCAGAGGCAGGUGGAUCUCUGUGAGUUCGAGACCAGCCUGGUCUCCAGAGCGAGUGCCAGGAUAGGCUCCAAAGCUACACAGAGAAACCCUGUCUCGAAAAACCAAAAACAAAAUGCUGUAGGGUCAGUCACACCUUCUUCACUCCCUGUCAGCUCAUGCCCUUUGUGCAGUCAGUCCCCAAUAAAUGCGCAAGCGAUUCA
Messenger RNA from Cricetulus griseus (Chinese hamster), 1021 nucleotides. The record is from RefSeq and is a predicted model, not a curated record. NCBI's taxonomy places the organism in Eukaryota, Metazoa, Chordata, Mammalia, Rodentia, Cricetidae.